AGAUAGGUCUUGUCCCCCCCCCCCAAAAAAAAAGAGCAAUUGUGGCAGGUAAACAACCUGAAGAGACGCAGGUGUGAAAAUGAACAGCCUAAUUCCAUCCGACUUAAGGUCCGAGGUCAAGAAAGUCACCAAGAUCCUCAGAGGGUUCACUGAAAUCUCUUCCGGGAAUGGGCCGGACAAACUGAUCCCAGCUCAAGUGAUCGCGUCAGCUGAGGGGCUCGCCAUCAUCUCAGUGGUGAAGGCGGGUUUUGUGAUUACAGCAAGAGGAGGCAGCGGCAUCGUUAUUGCCAGGCUGGCUGACAGACGCUGGUCAGCUCCUUCUGCGAUCGCCAUCGCCGGCCUGGGCGGCGGCUUCGAGAUUGGCGUUGAGAUUUCAGAUCUGGUGAUUGUCCUCAAUCAUCGGCGGGCCAUUGACGCAUUCACCAAGGGCGGGAACCUGACGCUGGGAGGGAACUUAACGGUCGCUGUGGGUCCGAUGGGCAGGAACGUGGAGGCCGACGUUACUCUUCGCAAUAUGGCCGCAGUCUACACCUACUGCAAGUCCAGAGGCUUGUUUGCCGGCUUGUCUCUGGAGGGCUCGUACCUGAUGGAACGUAAAGACACCAACCGCAAGUUCUACUCUCAGGAUUUGCGAGCGUCGGGCAUUUUGAAUGGCGACGUGGAGCCGCCUCAGGAGUGCGAAGACCUCUACGAUAUCUUAAAUCGCUACACCGAGGCCAAUGUGACAGAAUGGAGCAGCAAGAAUGUGACCACGAAGCCGUCGCGUCCUCCAGCCAGACCUCCAGUGCCUACUACUCAGCAAGCUGCAAGAACCACCCAGAACCUGUCCAAUCCCGGUGCAGUAGGUAAAAAGUCACUUUACCCAAGUAUUUCUAUCUACAAAUCUGACACUUCAAGUCAGAUUCCUUCCAGAAGAGCUCCAAACUUGGAAGGCGAAAAGCAAGCGGGCGAGACCCUGGUGGUCACUGCGGUCCACGCAUUCGCCGGUCAGCAGCCUGGUGACUUGAGCUUCCAACCUGGCGACCGCAUCACCAUCCUCACCAAGACCGACAACCAGUACGACUGGUGGGAGGGCCAAGUGGACGGGCGAAAGGGCAUCUUCCCUGCAAACUAUGUUACAUACUGACCGCUGACAGAUGACGUCUGGCGUGAGAACGCCAGCCACCGAUACGUAGCUUUGGGUACUAUGGAAAACCAUUUGCGCAUUUGUUUGAUUUCCUCAAUAUCCAGCUUUACACUAGUAAGACAAUUCAUGCAGUGACUUUCUUUCUGGUAAAAUUACUAGUGCCACCUUUGGCCUACAAGUAAACCAUGGAAAGUAGUUUGUGCAUGUAUCCAAUAUGAAAUAAUGCUCAGAUGUUUCUGAAAGCCAUGUCCAGAUACAAGUAUUGUGUUUUGUCCUUUUUGAGUAACACAAUUCAGUGCACCAUUAUAACUUUUUCACACUACUGUUUUCCCCCCAACUAGUGUCACUUUUGUCUUACUAGUAAAAAAAGGAAAUUUAUUUUACAUCCAUCUUAAUGUCAAUGUACUAGUAAACAAUUUGUCCUCACUAGUAAGACAGUUCAAUGUAGUAGUGGAACAACUAUGGCAUAGUUUUUCGCCCUACUAGUGCCACUUUCGGCCUUCUAGUAAACUCAAACCGAUUUUGAGCUUUUGUUUGAUAUCCAACUUAAUUUCCAUGUAGUACCGUCGUUCUUCUGCGUUCGUAAAGUGGGUUUUUCCCCAAUACUGUCUGUUACUAUAUAUGAGUAAACACAAAUUGAACCACAUCUUAAUAGUGAGGCAAAAUUAUACACUAGUUCACAGCGGCAUGUAAAAUUUGGCUCAUGUCUAAUGCUUCACUAGUAGUACACAGUUAAUCAGUGGACAAUUUUACAUCAGUAAGUUGUACGACUAUGAAGAAAAAAAGUAAAAAAUAACUACGCACUGAAUUCUGUUGUCAGGACUACAAGUGUAAGUCAUGCUAUAUUGUUGCAGAACGACAGGUCAAAUGUAUUUAUUAGGCACAAAUCAUCUCUCUCAGACAUU
This is a messenger RNA of Syngnathoides biaculeatus (alligator pipefish), 2031 nucleotides long. It is a transcript of the gene sh3yl1, whose product is annotated as SH3 and SYLF domain containing 1. NCBI's taxonomy places the organism in Eukaryota, Metazoa, Chordata, Actinopteri, Syngnathiformes, Syngnathidae. The coding region runs from base 80 to 1126 and encodes 348 amino acids. The transcript is spliced from 11 exons. Gene Ontology annotation, molecular function: phosphatidylinositol binding; protein binding. Gene Ontology annotation, cellular component: ruffle membrane. The record is from RefSeq and is a predicted model, not a curated record.